This is a messenger RNA of Stylophora pistillata, 1825 nucleotides long. RefSeq names its product beta-1,3-galactosyltransferase 1. Gene Ontology annotation, molecular function: hexosyltransferase activity. Gene Ontology annotation, biological process: protein O-linked glycosylation. The record is from RefSeq and is a predicted model, not a curated record. Gene Ontology annotation, cellular component: Golgi membrane. NCBI's taxonomy places the organism in Eukaryota, Metazoa, Cnidaria, Anthozoa, Scleractinia, Pocilloporidae.
UCAGCUAGUCACGAAAUACAAGAUUUACGAUCAGAUCGAAAAACUACUGGAUAUAAAAGUCAUGCCAGAGAUGUAGGCAAUUACCGGAAGACUGAAUGGAUAACGUUACAGCGUCGUCGCCCUAAUCUCCACAAGUACAAUGAAAAGAGCUUUUUGUAAAAUUGUUACGGUUGUAGGAGUUCUCUGUGUCGCUGUUGUGGUGAUUUACUUAAAACUGUACCAUCCACAUGAUACACACAAAAGAACUUUCACGAACAAAGAGGAAUUGGAAAGCCAACGUAGAGUCCACUCUUCGAGUAUCAAUGACAUUUCAAAUGACAUUUUAACCAAAUACUCCCGACUCAAGAACAUUCGUUCGCAAUGCUCUCAGCUGACGUUUUCAUUCGCUUCCCAUGUCACGCAACCAACCCUCAGCAGCAGUAACAAAAGUAUUUUCCUUCUGAUUUUGAUCACAUCUGGAGUUGGCAAAUUGUAUUCAGAGCGACGAAACAGUGUACGUAAAACAUGGGGCGACAAGUCGAUCAAAAGUGGCUGGAGAAACUGGGAGCUCGCGUUUGUAAUAGGCAAAGCUCUCGGCGCCCAGCAAUCUGAAGAAAUUAGCCAAGAAGCGGCCGUUUUUAAGGACAUUCUUGUGCUGAACAUGACGGAUAGUUACAACAAUUUAGUGAUAAAGAUUUUUUCUGAGUUGCUAUGGAGUUUGAUCUAUGUAAAUCCCCGUUUUAUCCUCAAAGCUGAUGACGAUGUUUAUGUUCGUAUCCCUCGACUGCUCUCGUGGCUGGAUAAUUAUGCGAAUGAUAAUUAUGCGAAUGAUAAUUAUGCAGGGGAUAAAUUAUACGGCGGUUUCGUAAUUGGCGACGCUGACGUGAAACGAGAAGAGAAGUGGAAAAACCGCGUUGCAAAAGACUGUCUAGCAAGAGAUUUCUAUGCUCCAUACUGCUCAGGUCCUUUUUACGUACUGUCCACUGAUGUUCUGCCUUCAAUAUUUGAAGCAGUAGAGAGAAAACCAGCGUUCCCUGUUGAAGAUGCCUACAUGGGUAUCUUAGCCCAAGAAAUUGGCCUUCAACCUGUGGAUAUACCCGGUUUUUAUUUCAGGAAAAAGCUAGCAGAUUAUCGAAGGUGUGAAUUUGCUUCAGCAAUCGCUAUAGGGCAUAAUUUUGGAUUGAUGGAAUUUAUUUCUGUGGCAAAGAACAUGGAACAGACAAAACAGCUUCCCAGAAGUUAUUAUAAAUGUAUAUUAGUAUAUGAAUGGUUGGGUUUUGUAUUUCUUCUGAUGUCUCCGAUUAUUUUGCUUUUUCUUGUAUUUAUUUUUGUGAAAUUCUUAUCUCGUCUGAAAAGAAACCUGUUUUAUGUGUAUCGCAAGGUAUAGUGCAUCGAAUACUUCGACCGGCACCUGCUUGUCAUUACGCCAGCCUCUGUUAAAAGUACAUGGAGUAUGGUGCAACUAGAAUCACUUUGUUCGUCGGUAAAUAAAACGGUUACGCUGUGAGCUCUCAUAAUCUUUUACACAGACCUCAAGUUAGUUCUGAAAGUCAAGAUGACCCUACCGGUCUACAGCUCUGUGCUUUCUCUUAUCGUGGCCAUUUUGUCAGCGGUCACACGCACUAGCUCAGGAACGAGCCACCCAAUGGCUUUGCCUGUCGUAAAAUUCAGUUGAAAAUAACGCAAAUUCUGAUCCCGUCCCUCAUGAGGGAGCACUUUAUGGGCGAGUCGAUCGCGAGAACAUGAUGAAUCGCUGAGUUUCAGAUCUCCUAAGCGCUUAAUCAAUGUAAAUUAUGUUGCAAGAUAUAACUGUCCCGUUUUUUUUUCUUUUUUAAUAAAAUCGAGA